AUGCUAGAUUUACAAGAGAAACAAUCGUUAGCUGGCGAUUCUCCAGCCAAAAGCUUUAUAUCAUCAUCGACAGAAACAGAGACUAUAGCAGAAUUUUCGACUUUCAUAGAGAAACUAAGUCCAAUUCUUGAUGAAAUGAAAGACAGCAAUGUGGUCGCAGACCUACCAACCAUUCAGAAGGCGAUCGAAUCACUUGAAACAGAUAUCAGACAUGCCAAAUCUGUCGUUGGAAGUCCAAAUAUUCAAUCAUCACCCACCAAGCAUAUUGAAAAUUUGACGCAGAAUCUGGGAAGAUCAUUAGGCCUCGUGCUCUUUGCAAGCCAUGAUGUACCAAUAGCUAAUAAGGAAAAGAUUAAGGCGUUACGCCAGGAAAUGAUGAAUGUCAGAUUUGAUUUGAGUUCGGAGCGUGAAUCAGAAUUUCCGAGUGAGGCAGAGGAGGAAACAAUGGAGGAAGAAAUCGAAGAGGAAAAAACAGAAAACGAAAUAGAGGAGGAAACAGAAGAGGAGGAUAAAAUAACGUUGGACGUUGAUGAUGUUAUGAUGCAGAUUAAGAAUGGUAACCAUGGAAAAUUUAAAAAUGCUCUUUUGAGGUUAAAUGCACUCAUCAUGGAUGGUAUGGUUUCAAACGAAAGGAUCAAUGAUGAAGGUACGAUCAAGGUUUUAUCUCAACAAUUGGGUUCGUGUAAAGGAGAUGACAGAGUGACUAUAAUUCAAAUACUACGAUAUAUUAUCCUGCAGAAUAAUCAAAACAAGGAAGAAAUGAAGGAUUUUGGAUUUCUAUCGACAUUAGUGAAGUCACUGGCACGGGAUGUGGAAGAGAGAAGGGAAGCCGUAGGGCUGUUAUUGAAUCUUGCAGAUGAUCCAGAAGUCAGAAGAAGAAUUGGGAGAGUGCAAGGAUGUAUUGUAAUGUUGGUGACGAUUUCCAAUGGAGACGAUCAAGAUGCUUCUCGAGAUGCAAGAAAAUUGCUAAAUGCAAUGUCAAGCAAUACUCAACAUGCUCUUCAUAUGGCUGAGGCUGGUUACUUCAAGCCUCUAGUACACCAUCUAAAGGAAGGCUCAGAUAUGAGUAAAGUACUGAUGGCAACAGCAAUAUCAAGGAUUGAGCUCACAGAUCAAAACAAAGCUUCCCUUGGAGAAGAUGGGGCAAUCGAACCCCUCGUGAACAUGUUCAACAAGGGGAACCUUGAAUCUAAACUUUCAGCAUUAAAUGCGCUGCAAAGUUUAUCCAGCCUGAAGGAGAAUAUCCAACUCUUGAUUCAUUCAGGAAUUGUAGUAGCUCUUCUUCAGCUUCUUUUCACUGUGACGUCUGUUCUCAUGACUCUGCGUGAACCAGCAUCAGCAAUUCUUGCAAAGAUUUCUCAAUCUGAAAGUAUACUUGUGAAACAAGACGUUGCUCAGCAGAUGCUCUCCCUUUUAAACCUGUCUAGUCCGGUGAUUCAAAAUCAUCUCUUAGAAGCACUAAAUAACAUUGCUUCCCAUUCAAGUGCGUCAAAAGUCAGGAAGAAGAUGAAGGAAAAUGGCGCAAUUCAGCUUCUCCUACCAUUCCUUACAGAAAGAAAUACUAAAAUCAGGACCGGUGCCUUAAAUUUGGUUUAUACACUCUCCAAAGAUAUACCGGGAGAAUUCAGAGAACAGCUGGGUGAUACACAUCUGACAAAUAUUGCAGAUAUAGUUUCAACAUCAACAUAUGAGUGCGAAAAGGCUGCUGCUCUUGGCAUACUCAGCAAUUUGCCAGUGGAUGACAGGAAAAUUACAUUUUUGCUUAAGAAAGCGAACUUAUUUCCCGUGUUAAUUUCCACUGUAAGUUCAUUGUCUUCUACUUCAACCCCUACAACGACAUGGUUGACUGAGAGCAUAGCAGGUAUACUAAUCAGGUUCACAAUUCCUACUGAUAAAAAACUUCAACACUACUCUGCUGAGAAUGGCAUAAUACCUGUUCUUCUCAAGUUACUUUCAAGUGGGUCAUCAGUUACUAAAUCUAAGGCUGCUAUUUGCUUUACUCAACUGUCUCAGAAUUCUCUACAUCUAAGUAAGUCGAGAAAAUCAAAGUGGUUUUGCAUUCCUCCUACAGAAGCUGUAUGUGAAAUUCAUGAUGGAUACUGCUCUGUCAAAAGCACAUUCUGUUUAGUGAAAACCGGUGCUGUCUCUCCAUUGAUUCAAGCAUUGGAAGGUAGUGAAAGGGCAUCAGAUGAAGCAGUUCUCAGUUGCCUUUCGACACUUUUAGAAGAUGAAAUUUGGGAGAAUGGGAUCACUUAUAUCUCCAAAAUGUCAGGAAUUCAACCCAUUCUCAAGGUUGUUGAAUCAGGGAAUUCAAAGUCUCAAGAAAAAGCCCUUCGGAUAUUGGAAAAAAUUUUCAGAGUUGAAGCUCAUAGAGUAGAGUAUGGUCAUUCUGCACAAAUGCUUCUCAUUGAUCUAGCACAAAAAGGGGAUCCUAUAUUGAAACCAACAGUGGCCAAGUUAUUGGCACAACUUGAAAUCUUGCAAGAUCAAUCUAGUUACUUUUGA
Fraxinus pennsylvanica is the source of this 2505-nucleotide messenger RNA. Lineage: Eukaryota; Viridiplantae; Streptophyta; Magnoliopsida; Lamiales; Oleaceae. The record is from the annotation of a GenBank genome assembly.